Molecule: messenger RNA, 3831 nt
Organism: Brassica oleracea var. oleracea
Lineage: Eukaryota; Viridiplantae; Streptophyta; Magnoliopsida; Brassicales; Brassicaceae
Exons: 8
Coding region: 321-3710 (1129 amino acids)
Source: RefSeq, a predicted model, not a curated record
CUCUCUCUCUCUCACUAACGCGUCUCGCCUAAUGUAUAUUUAGCUGCUGCAGCGAGCGAAUCUCAUCGCAAUCGUCUUCGUCGCGUCUCUUUCCCGAUUCAAUCCCAAUUUUUGAUUCGAUUCCUUCCCUCCCUCCCUCCAUCAAAGGGAUCUCAAUCCGGAGAAAACAUCGUCAUCGGGUUUAUCACGAUUCAAUUCACCCAAUUCAUUCCUACGAUUGCUUUCCUUGAUUUUUUCCCGAUUCGGCUGAGCUUUGAAUUCUCUUUACUAGUCUCUUCGAUGAAGAUCAUUGGUUGGUGAAGAUUAGAGACGAGUGUUACAUGGCACACAAGGAUGACCACUCCUCCUCUGGGUUUUGGUCCAGUGACGUCGACGGAGUCAGUUACAUUCAGCUCCACAAGUUCUGGAGCGAGUUAUCUCCGAAGGCUAAGCAGAAGCUUCUGAGGAUCGACAGGCAGGCACUCUUCGAGCAGGCGCGCAAGAACAUGUGCUGCUCCAGAUGCCACGGCCUUCUUCUCGAAGGCUUCUUGCAGAUUGUUUCGUUGCAACAGAAGAAAGGAUCGUCCAAAGAUCAAAACAACUACAACAACAGCUCAGCUCUCAGUAACCCCGACGCUCAUCAGUGGGGAGGAAUCACCGCCACGAGGGAUGAAUCGCUCACGCUUCUUGAUUGCUAUUUGUAUCCCAAAUCUUUCAAAGUGCUACAAACUGUGUUUGAGAGUGCACGUGCGCGAGAGAGGGAGCGUGAGUUGCUUUAUCCUGAUGCUUGUGGUGGCGAUGGAAGGGUUUGGAUUAGUCAAAGUUAUGGUAAAGGUCAUGGGACAAGGGAAGCUUGUGCUUUGCAUACCAGAUGGCUCUCUUGUGAUACGUUAGUUGAUUUUUACUCUGCUUUAGAAGACCAAAGUCGACAGUCACUUUUCACUAUGAAAGAAGAAGAUUUCAUUGGAAUGCUAACUUCCAGAUUCGACCGUAAGAAGUUUUGUAGAGACUGCAGAAAAAAUGUUAUCCGAGAGUUUAAAGCGCUUAAGGAACUUAAACGAAUCCAACGGAAAACACAAUGUACCGAAUGGUUCUGUGUUGCGGAUACAGCUUUUCAAUAUCAGGUGGGCGUUGAUUCCGUUAGAGCAGACUGGAGUCAAAAUUUUACAGAGAAUGCUGGAUAUCAUCAGUUUGAGUGGGCUAUUGGAACUGACAAAGGCGAAUCCGAUAUCCUCGAUUUCAGACGAGUAGGCAGUAAUAGGAGUGCGCAAGUCAGUGGCCUAAACCUUCAUGGAUUAAAAGAAUGCUACAUUACUCUUAGGGCAUUUAAAAAAAAUGGCUGCUCCUCCGAGGUAUCAGUCAAAGCCCAUGCAUUGGGAUGCCAACAAUGCGUUCAUUCCAGGCUUGUGGUUGGGGAUGGCUUUGUUUCAAUUAGAAGAGGGAAAUGCAUCCGAAUGUUUUUUGAGCAUGCCGAAGAGGUUGAGGAAGAAGAGAAUGAAUUAGACAAAGAUGGGAAUGAGCUUGAUGGUGAGUGCUUCCGUCCGCAAAAGCACGCUAAGAGUCCAGAACUUGCUCGUGAGUUUCUUCUAGAUGCUGCAACGGUUAUUUUCAAGGAGCAGGUGGAAAAGGCAUUUAGGGAUGGUACAGCCCGUCAAAAUGCACACAGUAUAUUUGUCUGCCUUUCAUCGAAACUAUUAGAGCAACGUGUUUAUGUUGCCUGCAAGGAAAUUAUCACCUUGGAGAAGCAGAAGAAGCUUCUUGAGGAAGAAGAAAAAGAAAAGCUUGAAGAAGAGGAGCGAAAAGAGCGGAAAAGAACAAAAGAAAGGGAGAAGAAACUUCGUAAAAAAGAGAGGUUGAAGGAAAAAGAACGAGAAAAAGAGCAGAAGAAUCCAAAAUUUAUUGAAGCAAUGCUGCCAAAUUUGUCAAGGGAAGAAGAAGGCUCUAUGAAUCUUGAUGAGGAAUCAAGUAAUAUCAUAAACUGCGAGGAGUCGGGAACUGAAACUGGAGAUGUAGAAUUGUCUCCACCUGAUUCUCCUGAUGAUGAAGAUAGUGAGUGUUUGGAUGGUUGCAUUACUUCAACCGCGGAUGCCCACUAUUCUGAUAGCACUGAUAGAGAGAUUAUAGAUCAUGAAAAUGGGUACUGUUCGAAUGAUAGGCAAAGACCUGUUCAUCAGACAGAAAGAUUAUGGAAAGAAGUUCAGCGUGAUCAUGCUUUGAGAUGGUCAGAGAAAUGUAGAUAUCCGGAAAAUGCUUCUUUUGUUGAUAUGGCUGAGACAAGAUACUGUAACGGUAGCUUGGAACUGUCGGCAAGACAUCUUAACGGGUCAAAUAAAAAUAUGAGGGUCAAAGCUUUGAAGGCUGGUGGUAAACCAAACAGCAUUAGGUCUGGUGGGAGGUACGAUGACCAUUCUUGCAGUAACAAACCCAUUAAUGGAUACUGGCAAAAGGCAGAAUCUAAUAUAUCUGCAACCAGAGGCAUGCCAGUAACUGUGAGAAAAGUUUUGGACUCUACGCAGUUGAAGCAUCCGCGAAACAGCUCGCACUCUGACGCACCACCAGUUACAUGUUCAACAUUUAAGGCAGAAGAGGUUGAGGAUGUAAGUUCCGCUGUGAAGUUAGCUGAUGCACAGUCCGAGUGCAAUGCUUCAGAAAAGUUGGGUAAUGCUAAUCAUCGUGAUUACUCAACCGAGGAAGGCAAGAAGAUGUUGACAUCAAAGAAUGAUGUCCUGUACUCGAAAGAUCCUAUAAUGAGUAGAACCUCCAGUUCAGAUAAUUGCUCUUCGUGCCUCAGUGAAGGAGACAGCAAUACAGCUUCUUCAAACAGCGGAAACUCUGAAUCCUCCCCGAUGUCUGAUCCGGAAGACGCCAGUCAGCACUUCGAAGGAAGAGAGAAUCUACUGGGCACUGAAAACUCUGUGCAUGACUGUCACGAGGAGAUGAUACAGAAAGAGACAGAGAAGAGUGUUGAUGAAAGAGACCUUCUAAGGAUUAAGAAAAUGUCUAACCAUCCAGCUGAAAACGGUGAAAGUGAAAAAUCUGGAACUCCUUUUACGGUUCUUAGCCAAAGCAUAGACAAUACGGUACCCACUGUGAAUACUGGUUCCUACCUGUCACAGCCACAAAGCAUGAUGUUUCCCCAAAUGCAGAGUAUACCGUUGCCUGUCUUCCAGAGUCCUGCAACAAUGGGUUACUAUCAUCAAGCUCCAGUCUCUUGGUCUGCAGCUCCAGCCAACGGAUUGAUGCCAUUCCCUCAUCCUAACCAUUAUGUAUACGCAGGUCCUCUUGCAUACAGUCUGAAUGGAGAGUCCCCAUUAUGCGUACCGUAUGGUACGCCAUUGAACCAUUCAGCAACCCCUUUCUUCCACUCCGGGCCAGCUCCAAUGUUUUAUCCCUUUGCUGAAAUCAACACAAUGAACACCGUGGACCAAGUUCAAACUCUUGAGCCAGCAGAUGAAAAUAAAAUUAACGGAUUUUCUCAAGUGGAAACUCGAAGCAUUAGCGGUUGGGAAACUGAUAGUGGCGAAGACUUCUCUUUGUUCCACUUUAGUGGGCCUGUUGCAGGAAGUAACUCGAUUCCUGCUGAUUCCAUUGGGAUUUUGGGGGACUUCUCCCUGCAGCUCUCAGGAGAUCAUGCGUUUGGUAACCACACUAUGAAGAAGAAAGAGAGCACAGUAGGUGAAGAGUACAGCUUGUUUGCGGAAAGCAACAGCUUGAGGUUUUCUAUCUUCUAAAAAGCUUUUUAUACAGUUUACUGGACAAGGUUUUAUACACAGUUUACUUUUGGGUUUGUUUGGCGUUAUGGAGGAUUGUAAUCCAGAACGCAGUAUCUUUCAUUUCAUGUAAAGAUCUCUC